Messenger RNA from Caenorhabditis remanei, 354 nucleotides. RefSeq lists its product as uncharacterized. The coding region runs from base 1 to 354 and encodes 117 amino acids. The transcript has 4 exons. NCBI's taxonomy places the organism in Eukaryota, Metazoa, Nematoda, Chromadorea, Rhabditida, Rhabditidae. The record is from RefSeq and is a predicted model, not a curated record.
AUGGACUUUACUCCUAAUAAUGGAAAACAUGGAUACGAGAAGGUUAACUUUACUGCAACUCCACCAAUGCCGCAGUUAAGCCAGCCAUCAGAUGCCACUACGUUGUCUCAAAGAGUCCCAGAUCUUGCUCGAGGUGUCGUGCAAACUUCAAGCCGAAAAGGAGGCGGAGACAUUAACGCUAAAAAUGUUGGAAAGAUGUUGGAAAAGUACAUGGCGGUUCCAGAAUAUAAUCGAAAACCGCUAGUUGUCAUUAUGCCAAAGACCGAGCUUGAGAUAAUGCUUCAAAAUGCAUCCGCCAACGGGUUUCAUGGACAUUUUCCAGGUAACUACUUCAGUAAUAACUUAAAUGCUUAG